Messenger RNA from Pimephales promelas (fathead minnow), 1095 nucleotides. RefSeq names its product ninjurin 2 (gene ninj2). The record is from RefSeq and is a predicted model, not a curated record. Lineage: Eukaryota; Metazoa; Chordata; Actinopteri; Cypriniformes; Leuciscidae. Gene Ontology annotation, biological process: cell adhesion; tissue regeneration. Gene Ontology annotation, cellular component: membrane.
GUGGCCAACUGAGAUUUGGGGGGAUUUUUUAUAAUUCUCCAGCAAAGACAAGCACAAAACUCAAAACAAUUCUGGCAUAUUUAGCAUUUGUGGAGCAAGUAAAUUAUUUAAAGUUGUCAGCGAGAAUUUAAGAUGGCACACACGAGUAGGAUCUUUGCUAACAUCACAGCUUCUCUAUGGGGGCCCUCCUGCUACAUAAAACCACCUGUGGGGUCCAGCGAGGCAACACAAGCAUGUGCAGGAUGCGCACAACCAAGAUCUCCGAGCGUAUCUCGACUACGAUUCCUCCGCACGACGCACAUCAACGACGGUCAUCCGGGACUCGCCAUGUCAGCAGCAAGAGGACGUACAGAUCGACCACAGCCCGCAGAACCUCUAAACUUGAACCACUAUGCCACCAAGAAGAGUAUAGCAGAGAGCAUGCUGGAUGUGGCGCUGUUGAUGGCGAACGCCGCUCAGCUGAAAGCCGUACUGGAGCAGGGCCCUGAGUUCAAGUACUUCCUCACCGUCAUCAUCCUCAUCGCCGCGUCACUCUUCUUCCAAGUGCUCGCAGGUGCUCUCUUCGUCAACAUGGCACGCAAAAACCUCAAUGAUGUGGCCAAUCAGAGACAGCUGGACAUAAUGAAUAAUGUGGCCACAGGGCUGGUGUUUCUCACCGUCAUCAUCAACAUCUUCAUCACCGCUUUCGGAGUGCAGAAGACAGGUCUCUAUCCGAAACAGUAGCCUGUAUAGGGGAUUCUGCCUUGAAUAUGUUGAAUAUGCAUGCUACAGUAAAAGCUAAUUGAGUUUGAAUCAAUCUUGUGACUGUUUCUUUCGUGUUUUUAAUGCUUAUAAUGAAGGUCACAUCCAUUCAUGAAAGACUUCCUCCGGACUUUGAUAUUUGAUAUUUAAAAGACACGAUUAUUUCUCUUUUUUUAUUUAUUUCUUAAGAGGGCAUUAUAUUAUAAACAGUCUAUAAACACUCAUUUAUCCUAGACUGUCCAGUGAUUUCAUAUUGCCUAAAAGCAAAACUUAUGCAUCAUCUAAUAAUUGUUUUCUAGAUUCAUCCUGCCAAUUGUAGCCUAAAUGUUAAUCAUAAAAACAAUAAACGUUUAU